AUGAACGCAACGGACACCCCCGCGCUGAUCGGCUCGCAGUACGAGGCCGGUGAUAUCGCCUGGACUCUGACCUCGACGGCCCUCGUCUGGCUCAUGAUCCCUGGUAUCGGCUACUUUUACUCUGGAAUGGCCCGGUCUAAGAACGCCCUCUCCCUCAUCAUGCUCUCCUGCUGCUCUAUCGCCGUCGUCACCGUCCAGUGGUUCUUGUUCGGCUACUCGUUGGCAUUCAGCAAAUCCGCCAACUCCUUCAUCGGCAACUUUGACAACGCUUUCCUCCGUGGAGUCCUGGAUGCGCCCUCUGUAGGCUCAUCGCGCAUCCCUGAUGUGGUCUUUAUGCUCUACCAGGGCAUGUUUGCUUGCUUGACUCCCGCCCUGGCCAUUGGUGCUGCUGCCGAGCGUGGCCGCAUCCUCCCCACCCUCGUCUUCAUCUUCCUCUGGACAACCUUUGUCUAUGAUUUCAUCGCCUGCUGGACAUGGAACCCUGCCGGGUGGAGCUAUGUGAUGGGUGGUUUGGAUUUCGCUGGUGGCACCCCCGUCCACAUCUCGUCUGGUGGUGCUGCUCUUGCCUAUGCUAUUGUCCUCGGCCGUCGUUCCGGUGACCACCGCGACUUCCGCCCCCACUCCAUGUCGAACGUUGUUAUCGGUACCUGCUUCAUCUGGUUCGGUUGGUUCGGCUUCAACGGUGGUUCUGCCCUCUCUGCCAACUUGCGUGCUGCUAUGGCCUGUGUUGUAACCAACCUGGCAGCUUCUGUUGGCGGUAUCACCUGGGUCUUGCUCGACUACCGCCACGAGCGCAAGUUGUCUGUCUUGGGCUUCUGCUCAGGUGCUGUGUCUGGUUUGGUCGCCAUUACCCCUGGCUCCGGAUUCGUUUCCCCCGCCUCAUCUGUCGCCAUUGGCUUCUUGGGUGCCUGUGCCUGCAACUUGGCUGUCCGUCUGAAGCACAGCCUCAAGUACGACGAUGCCUUUGAUGUCUUUGCUGUCCACGGUAUUGGUGGAAUCGUCGGUAACCUAUUGACUGGUAUCUUUGCCCAGAGCUGGGUUGCUGCCUUGGAUGGUGUCACCGUCAUUGAUGGAGGUUGGUUGGACGGCAACUGGAUGCAGAUUGUUCACCAGCUUGCCGACUCUGCAGCUGGUCUCGGCUGGUCCUUCACCGUCACCUACUUGAUCCUCGUCAUCAUGAACAAGAUCCCCGGCCUCAACCUCCGCGCCAAGGCCAUCAACGAGCACCGCGGUUUGGAUCUUGCAGAGUUGGGCGAGAUGGCCUAUGGCUAUGUAAACGAGAAGGCGGCCUCGGUCGAGGGUGUCGAUCACUCGAUGGAGAUCGGCCAGGCUGGCGGCAGUGGCGUAUCCCAGUCUUCGGACUCUGUCAACGAGAUCAAGAUCGGAAGCGUUUCGACUUUGGGUCGUCAUCCCUCCGAUGCUGCCCAGAUCCAGGCCCAGGGCCACUAG
Molecule: messenger RNA, 1449 nt
Organism: Linnemannia hyalina
Lineage: Eukaryota; Fungi; Mortierellomycota; Mortierellomycetes; Mortierellales; Mortierellaceae
Source: the annotation of a GenBank genome assembly